AUGGGUGAACUCUCACCGCACCAGCCUGACAAUGGCAACCGCGGCGAGGACCCGUCGAUUCACUCUCUGCACUUGACACCAUUCGACGACUUGCCAAACAGGAAGCAAGUUUGGCCGAAUGAGCCCGGCAGCAGGGAAGAAGGCCUCGGUCGUCUGGUCUUGCUUACUCCCGACGUUGUUGCUUCCGCUGCAGCGAGCUGCAUACGCUCCGGUCGGAGGGUCAGUCUCGGCUGGGAACUGAAUAAGCUGGAGAUCGCCAACUUUGGCCGAUCGCCUUGCAAACACGAGAUAGUGGGCUUGUUGGAUGGUGCUGCCUUUGACGAUAUCUACACUUUCAAUCCACAACAAAGCAGUCAGUGGGAUGGACUUCGACACUUCUCGCAGCCGAUUCCGACCGAAGAUGAGCCCGACAGGCGACUAUUCUACGGAGGUGUCACCAAGCAGGAGAUCAUGGAUCCCACGAAUCACCGAAUAGGCCUACAGUAUUGGGCGAAGGAAGGCAUCUGCGGCCGCGGCGUGCUGCUAGACUACGUGGCGUAUGCCGAGAAACGAGCUAUCAAAUACUCGACAUUCAGCGACCAUUCGAUUCCUCUCAGCGUACUUCUCGAGAUCGCGCAAGAAGAGAACCUCACCUUCAGAAGAGGCGAUAUCCUUUUCGUGCGCAUCGGCGUCACCAAGCAAUGGGACACGCAGAUGACAUCGGACGAGAAGGCCGAGUACGCGGUAUCAACAAAACCUCAACAUGCCGGCGUCGAAGGCACAGAAGAAAUGCUCCGCUGGCUAUGGGACAGCGGGUUCGCGGCCGUUGCUAGCGAUGCGAUUUCCUUCGAAGUCUAUCCUCCCAAGAAAAGCUAUCCUCGUGGCGGUGAAGGCGAGGCAGAAGUUGACGGUCUCUUCAUGCACGAAUAUCUCCUCGCCGGCUGGGGAAUGCCCGUCGGUGAACUGUUCGAUCUCGAGGCCUUGAGUGGCAUGUGCGCCAGAGAAGGGAGAUGGGACUUUUUUGUCGCGAGCGCGCCCUUCAACAUGCCUGGCGGAGUGUCGAGUCCGCCGAAUUGCAUCGCCAUCUUCUGA
Messenger RNA from Cladophialophora yegresii CBS 114405, 1071 nucleotides. RefSeq lists its product as uncharacterized. Gene Ontology annotation, molecular function: arylformamidase activity. The record is from RefSeq and is a predicted model, not a curated record. NCBI's taxonomy places the organism in Eukaryota, Fungi, Ascomycota, Eurotiomycetes, Chaetothyriales, Herpotrichiellaceae. Bases 1 to 1071 code for a protein of 356 amino acids. The transcript has a single exon.